UUAAGGCUCCCAAUUCCCAGGGCAGGAGAGGUUCUUGGACUGGUGGGAACUAAUGGAAUUGGAAAGUCAACAGCACUCAAGAUCCUAGCUGGGAAAGUGAAACCAAACCUCGGCAAAUUUGAUGAUCCUCCAGAUUGGACAGAAAUCUUGAAGUAUUUCCGUGGAUCUGAGCUACAAAAUUAUUUUACUAAGAUUCUUGAAGAUGACUUAAAGGCUAUAAUCAAGCCCCAAUAUGUGGACCAGAUUCCCAAGGCUGUCACGGGAAGUGUGAAGUCAAUCCUAAACAAGAAAGAUGACACUAACACACAAGUCCAUGUGUGUGAACAGUUGGAUUUGACCAAACUUACAGAACGAAAGGUGAACGAACUUUCUGGAGGUGAACUGCAAAGAUUUGCAUGUGCUGUUGUCUGUAUACAGCAGGCAGAUGUAUAUAUGUUCGAUGAACCAUCAAGUUAUUUGGAUGUCAAACAACGUUUGAAGGCUGCGCUCACGAUACGAUCCUUAGUUGAUGCCAACAAAUACGUAAUCGUCGUUGAGCACGACUUAAGCGUGUUGGAUUAUUUAUCUGACUUCAUUUGUUGUUUGUAUGGUGUACCUGGUGCGUACGGUGUGGUCACUAUGCCCUUCAGUGUAAGAGAAGGUAUCAACAUAUUUCUUGAUGGAUACGUCCCCACCGAGAAUCUUAGAUUUAGAGAGGUGUCUCUCAUUUUUAAAGUAUCAGAAAAUGCUGAAGAGGAGGAGAUAAAGAGAAUGAGUCGCUAUAGUUACCCCAAAAUGGAAAAGUCACUUGGUGAAUUUAACCUGAAUGUUGAACGAGGCGAAUUCACCGAUUCUGAAAUCGUUGUUUUACUUGGUGAGAAUGGAACAGGGAAGACAACCUUUAUCCGAAUGAUGGCAGGCCAUCUCAAACCAGAUGAUGAAUCAGUGACGGUACCUCAAUUGAACAUAAGUUACAAACCUCAGAAAAUAAGUCCAAAGUCUACGGACACAGUACAGCAGUUGCUGCACAAGAAGAUACGGGACUCCUACGUACAUCCACAAUUCAUCACUGACGUUAUCCGACCGCUGCAAAUUGAAAACCUUUAUGAUCAGGAAGUAGGUUUAAUAUGCGAUUUGAAGAUUUAGUAAUUACAUAUUAAA
Messenger RNA from Anneissia japonica, 1140 nucleotides. RefSeq names its product ATP-binding cassette sub-family E member 1-like. The transcript has 9 exons. Gene Ontology annotation, biological process: translational termination; translational initiation; ribosomal subunit export from nucleus. Gene Ontology annotation, molecular function: ribosomal small subunit binding; iron ion binding; ATP binding. The record is from RefSeq and is a predicted model, not a curated record. The annotation marks the transcript as partial. NCBI's taxonomy places the organism in Eukaryota, Metazoa, Echinodermata, Crinoidea, Comatulida, Comatulidae.